Biomphalaria glabrata is the source of this 745-nucleotide messenger RNA. RefSeq lists its product as uncharacterized. The transcript has 5 exons. Gene Ontology annotation, cellular component: trans-Golgi network. The record is from RefSeq and is a predicted model, not a curated record. NCBI's taxonomy places the organism in Eukaryota, Metazoa, Mollusca, Gastropoda, Planorbidae. The coding region runs from base 45 to 593 and encodes 182 amino acids.
UGUGGUAGGUUUCUUAUCACUGCACUGCAAAUACUGGUAAGAGCAUGCGUGUCUCGGCACGUCCAACCACGUUAGUACAUAGCAUGUUGCCAUUGAAGGUUUUGACUGUGUUCUACGUGUUGAUGAAUUGUGCAGUUGUGGUGGCUAGUAAACUGCAAGAUUCGACAUGUACACAACUUGAUUCCUGCUCCUGUACGUUUGGAAAUGGGACACUCCUAGAUUUAUCUCCCCUGGCAUUCAAAUCCCGUCCAAGAUUCGUUCUAGAUGGUAUACAGUUUCAGUAUUUGUACAACCCGUGCUACAACUUUACUUUUGGAGAAUGUGAAAAUGUUUCGAUGUGUCAAUACCAGAACGUUGCAGGCAAUUACUUCGUACUGGGCACACAGGACUCAGCUUAUUUCGUUACAGAUACAGAUGAUGACCACAUAGUCUUUCUGUUAUAUAGCCACACAGACUCCUAUGGAUUUACAAGACAUACAACAGUACAGUUGGUGUGUUCCAAUCAAACUACUGAUGACUUUAUAUUCUUAGGAGAACAUACUUUAAGAACAUAUGUUUUCAUGUUGGUUAGCCCCCACUGUUGUGCCAAGUGAGGAAUUAAGUUCCAGUUUUCCAGAUAAACUAAUAAUGUAUGCUGCAUGUAUCAGUUAUUAGAGUGUAGUUACAUUAUGACAUAAUUGAUUGAUGUUGAUGAUAUGAAGGAAUACAGGAAAUAGAAGUUAACAAAAUAAAAAGUAAAACAUUA